CGGGGCCCUGCCCGGCUCCCCCGCCGCCUGGCACGGAGGGCCGGAUGCUUCCCGCGGCCAGGCUGGCCCCAUGAUGUUAGGGACCGUGAAGAUGGAAGGGCACGAGACCAGCGACUGGAACAGCUACUAUGCGGACCCCCAGGAGGCCUACUCCGGGGUGCCCGUGGGCGGCAUGAACUCCGGCCUGGGCGCCAUGACCUCCAUGAACUCCUACAUGACGAUGGGGCCCAUGACCACGACGGGCAACAUGACUCCGGCCUCGUUCAACAUGGCCUACGGCAACCCGGGGCUGGGGGCCGGGCUGAGCCCCGGGGGAGGGGGCGGUGGGGGCGGCGGGGGGGGCGGCUCCUCGGCCGGGGCCCUGGCAGGCGGGGGGGUGCCCGCGUUGAGCCCCGGGGGGCUGGGGGGGCUGGCGGCUCCCCCAGCCGGCUCCAUGAACGGGCUGGGCCCCUACGCGGCCACCCCCUGCAUGAGCCCCAUGGCCUAUCCGGCCGCCCCGUCGGGGCUGGGCCGCGCCCGGGCCGACGCCAAGCCCUUCAAGCGCAGCUACCCGCACGCCAAGCCGCCCUACUCCUACAUCUCCCUCAUCACCAUGGCCAUCCAGCAGGCGCCCAGCAAGAUGCUGACCCUCAGCGAGAUCUACCAGUGGAUCAUGGACCUGUUCCCCUACUACCGGCAGAACCAGCAGCGCUGGCAGAACUCCAUCCGCCACUCGCUGUCCUUCAACGACUGCUUCGUCAAGGUGGCCCGCUCGCCGGACAAGCCGGGCAAGGGCUCCUACUGGACGCUGCACCCGGACUCGGGCAACAUGUUCGAGAACGGCUGCUACCUGCGGCGCCAGAAGCGGUUCAAGUGCGACAAGCAGGCCGCGGCCGGGCCCGGGCCGGGCAAGGCGGGCCCCGACGGCCGCAAGGACCCCUCGGGGGGCGGCCCCCACCCCGGCGCCGCCUCCCCGCCCGGGCACCGCGGGGGGCCCGGCAAGGCCGCCCCCCUGGAGGGACCCCAGGGGGCCGGGCCCCCCCCCAGCCCCCGGGCCCUGGACCCCAGCGCCGCCAGCGGGGCCGGCCCGGGCCUGAAGCCCCCGGCCUCGACGGCCGCGCCGCCCCUCAACCCGGGCCCCCCCGCCCUGCCGGCGCACGCCCUGGCCCCCCACGAGACCCAGCUGCACCUCAAGGGAGACCCCCACUACUCCUUCAACCACCCCUUCUCCAUCAACAACCUCAUGUCGUCCUCGGAGCAGCAGCACAAGCUGGACUUCAAGGCCUACGAGCAGGCCCUGCAGUACUCGGCCUACGGGGCCGGGCUGGCCGGGAGCCUGCCGCUCACCGCCGGCGCCUCCAUGGCCGGGAGGAGCACCAUCGAGCCCUCUGCCCUGGAGCCCUCCUACUACCAAGGUGUGUAUUCGAGACCGGUCCUCAACACCUCGUAGCUCCCGGCACGGCUGGGAGCCUUCUGGGACGGCCGGGAGCCUUCUGGGACGGCCAGCCUGGCCGCAGGAGAGCAACGCACACAGGCACACACAAACACACACACACACACACACACACACACACGCCCUCCCUUCACGGUUUUGCACAACCUCCCUCCUCGUGCAAAGGACUGUUACUUGGUUAUUGUGUUCCAAACUCUACGUUGUCCACCCAACCACAACAAACCUUCCCGCAAAGUUCAGCGACCCACGAUUGGGUAUAAUAUAUGUGUGUGUGUAUAUAUGUACACAUAUUAUAUGUGUAUAGGCACAGUGUAUGGAGUGUAUAUAGUAUAUACAUACGCACACACGUAUACGUAAAGGCCCUUGCCCUCUUUCUUUCUCUUUCUCCCCCCCCCCCCCCACCCCACACACACUCAAGCAGCGCUCUGGUUUGAGCAGGGUUGCAUUUGAAAAAGAGAGAGAGAGAGAGGUUGUUAAGCUUCUAAAAGAUCUGUUUGUGUUAUUUUCUUCCUCUUUACUGUCCUAAGCCUCCCGCCAGUUUACAGGUAUGUGGCAAUACUCUUAAUGAUUAAAAAAAAAACACAGAUGAAGAAACAAGCAGGCGGUUCUGCCUCUAAAAACCAUUAAAAGGCAAAACUGUGGUGAUGUAGCCGAACUGAUAGAAACCUAGAAGCAGGACUGCUUGUUUUCUCGAGCCAGCCCGACAAAUUGAAAUCGGAUUUGUCUUUAAAAGAGCAGGUGGAAAUGUAUGUAUAGCGAUACUCUUCCACGUGUACCUGCGCAUACAUACAUCAGUACGGCCCACGUAUUUACUAUUCAGUAUAUAAUCAAUAUACGAGGGUAAUAUGGAUAUUACCUUUUGGAGAAUUGCCUGACCAGAAUGUCCCAAACUAAACGACCCCAUUCCUCUUCACCACACUGAAAAGAAAUUUCUGAAAAAUUGCCCGUGUCAAACACUAUGCUUCUCACUUCGCAGAAUGACGUGGCCAUUCACAACGGGUGUACAAAAUAAAUCUCCCUUAUGUACGCAGUUUAUAGAAAUGUGUGUUGUUGGUUUAAAAAAAUUUUUUUCCAGAAAACAUUGGCUAUUAAAACCAACAGAGCAGGAGAGCUAAAGAAUCUCAUUUCGAAAUCUGGUCCCUAAUUCAAAACUCAGAUUUGUUGUGGUCAUUUAAUUAUUGCCAUUGUUCGCUUGUUUCAUCCAGUGUUAAUGCACUUUCCACAGUUUGACAUGGUGUUAGCAUAGCCAGACAGGUUUCCUUAUUAUUCCUGUUCGCUUUCUCAAUGACCUUAAUUUAUUGCAUGGUUUAUACUUUUUUCCUUUACAGCUGAACUUGCUUUAAAUGACGGUUUAAAUGAAAAAAAUUAAAACGUUAAUUUUAUAAAUGUGAUUGUAAUUGAACAUAUUUUGAUUUAAAUAGCUCAAAUGAUAACUGAGAUUUUAAGCCGUGGAGUAUGUUUUUUUGAUCAUUUACAGUUAAGGACUUUAAAUAAAUCAAAUGUUAACAAAUAA
Tachyglossus aculeatus (Australian echidna) is the source of this 2945-nucleotide messenger RNA. It is a transcript of the gene FOXA1, whose product is annotated as forkhead box A1. Bases 71 to 1429 code for a protein of 452 amino acids. Gene Ontology annotation, biological process: anatomical structure morphogenesis; regulation of transcription by RNA polymerase II; cell differentiation. Lineage: Eukaryota; Metazoa; Chordata; Mammalia; Monotremata; Tachyglossidae. Gene Ontology annotation, molecular function: transcription factor binding; DNA-binding transcription factor activity, RNA polymerase II-specific; protein domain specific binding. The record is from RefSeq and is a predicted model, not a curated record. The transcript has 2 exons.